AUGUUAAAAAAUAAGGGUCAUUCAUCUAAAAAAAAUAACUUAGCCGUCACUGCAGUUGCUUUACAAGAUCACAUUUUACAUGACCUUCAACUUCGAGAUCUUUCAGUAGCAGAUCAUUCUAAGACAAAAGUACAAAAGAAAGAGAACAGGUCCAAAUCUCUAAAAAGAGAUACAAAAGCAAUAAUAGAUACUGGACUUAAAAAAGCUGCACAGGGUCCCAAAGUGGAAGAUCCAGAAAAAGAAUAUGUUCUUGAUCCAAAACCGCCACCAUUAACUUUAGCACAGAAGCUGGGCCUCUUUGGGCCUCCCCCAGUGCCCCUGUCAUCAGAUGAGUGGGAGAAAGUGAAACAGAGGUCCAUCCUGCAGGGGGAUUCCACGCAGCCAUGUCCGAUAUGCAGAGAGGAAUUUGAACUUCAUCCGCAGGUGCUGCUUUCAUGUUCCCAUGUAUUUCACAGGGCAUGCCUUCAGGCUUUUGAAAAGUUCACGAAUAAAAAAACCUGUCCUCUCUGUAGAAGAAACCAGUAUCAAACACGAGUGAUCCACGACGGGGCCCGCCUGUUCAAAACAAAGUGUGUGACAAGAAUCCAAGCCUACUGGAGAGGACACAUUGUUAGAAAGUGGUACAGAAACCUGAGGAAAACGGUACCUCCCACAGAUGCCAAGUUAAGGAGAAAAUUCUUUGAAGAAAAGUUCACAGAAAUAAGUCACCGCAUACUAUGCUCAUACGACACCAACAUAGAAGAGCUCUUUUCAGAAAUCGAUCACUGCUUGGCCAUAAAUCGAAGUGUUCUCCAGCAGUUGGAGCAGAAGUGUGGUCAUGAGAUUACAGAAGAGGACUGGGAGAAAAUCCAAAUACAGGCUGUGCAGCGGGGGGUCUCCGAGUGCUCCAUCUGCCUGGGCCCCCUCUCACUUGGUGGCACCUGUGGCGGCCAGCGCUCACGAGCCACGGUCCUCCUCUCCUGCUCACACCUGUUCCACCAUAUGUGCCUUCUUGCUCUGGAGGAGUUCUCCCUGGGAGACAACUCACUUUGCCAUGCCUGUCCUCUCUGCCGCUCUUGCUACCAAAAGAAAAUUCUUGAAUGUUGA
Messenger RNA from Cynocephalus volans (Philippine flying lemur), 1086 nucleotides. RefSeq names its product ring finger protein 32 (gene RNF32). The record is from RefSeq and is a predicted model, not a curated record. The coding region runs from base 1 to 1086 and encodes 361 amino acids. Gene Ontology annotation, molecular function: protein binding. NCBI's taxonomy places the organism in Eukaryota, Metazoa, Chordata, Mammalia, Dermoptera, Cynocephalidae. The transcript is spliced from 8 exons.